Molecule: messenger RNA, 1431 nt
Organism: Cyclocybe aegerita
Lineage: Eukaryota; Fungi; Basidiomycota; Agaricomycetes; Agaricales; Hemipholiotaceae
Source: the annotation of a GenBank genome assembly
AUGGGCUCCGCACAAAGUCUCCUGUCACCUGAAGCCGCUGUCACUGUUGCUGUUGUCGCCGGUGCCGUUGGAUUCGGCUACACCCAACUUAGCCAUGGCUCUUCAAGCCCACCAACCAAUACCAGUGCUCCAGGCGAAACCGCUGCGAAGAAGGGAAAGAAGAAGAAGCAAGGCGGAAAGAAGGCUGGUGGAGAGGCGUCGGAAUCAACUUCUGCUCCUACGAGCAAGCCUGAGGUUCACGUUGUCCCAUUCCCAGAGGUCAUCCCUGGCCAGUUCGAUGCGGGAACGCCAGUGGAGGCUUCUGCACCUGAAGCAGCGGCGCUGAAGGCAAAGAAGUCAAAGAAGAAGAAAGGAAAGGCAGCAAGCACCGAGGCAGCAGCUGCCAGCCCAGGAACCGGCGCGAACACACCACAUGGUUCUCCAGCGGGUGCCUCGUCUACAGUGGACUACCUCUCGGAGGCGUCAGUCAAGCCAGCUCAAGCUUCGAAGUCGAAGAACGCGAAACGCCCUGCUGCUGGCAGCCAGCAAACGCCCCAGGAGCCGUCGGCUAGCACCCAAGCACCAGCUCAAACCCCGAGUGCGCCAACUCCGUCGACCUCUUCUCCCCAACUCACCCGUCCCUCGCAUUUGUCCACCACCUCUCUCGACACAGAUGGCUCGUGGACGCGCGUAGGGUCUCGACGCCGGGAUGCGACGGCCUCGUCAGCUUCAGCCAAAUCCGCUGAUGAGCCUACGGCGAGCGAUGCUGGCGUCGCCGCCUCGAAUACAGGGAAUUCGUCUCCUGUGGCGGAACGUGCCGCCGUGUCGACGACGGAGGAUGAGUCACAGCCCGACUCGUUUCUCCUUCAUUCAUCAGUGAGGGACCGGACGGGAGAGAAUCGUAAGACUCUGGCGGAGAAGUUAUUGCCCAAGCCCAGGAAAACUGGAGUCGACGACAUGCUCGAGACCUCGGACUACCCCACCCUAGCACGCGUCAUGCGUGUGCAGCCUCUUCCGAACGAGAAGCCAGCGAGUGGGUUCUCAUGGGCCGACUACGAGGACGUACGUGUGGCGACUGACGGAGGCGAAAACGACGCAGAUGGGGAAGAUGACGGGUGGGGUGUUGUCACAAGCAAACGACCCAAACGCACCAUCUCCACCUCUCAGCCUAGCCCUGGGAAUGUCCCCCAUUCUCCACAUACUGCCAAGGCCCCAGAGACCCUCACAAAACGCCAGCGUCAGAACGCCGACAAGCGCGAUGCGCAAAAGGCCGCUAAGGCCGACGCGGAGGCCGAGCGCCUCGCCGCGCUCGCGAAGCACAAGCGCGAGCUCGAGCAAGUCAAAAUGGCCGAGCAGGAGAAGGAACGAGAGAGGGAGAGGAAGAAGGGGAAGGCAGUGAGUGGGGGUAUGAAGGCGGGUGUGGAUGAGAAGGGGAGGUUGGUUUGGGAGUAG